Molecule: messenger RNA, 3449 nt
Organism: Oryzias latipes (Japanese medaka)
Lineage: Eukaryota; Metazoa; Chordata; Actinopteri; Beloniformes; Adrianichthyidae
Product: sorting nexin-4-like
Biological process (GO): protein transport; positive regulation of autophagosome assembly
Cellular component (GO): plasma membrane; SNARE complex; early endosome membrane
Molecular function (GO): phosphatidylinositol-3-phosphate binding
Source: RefSeq, a predicted model, not a curated record
GGGGGUGAAAAUAGAAUGGUAUCAUCCAUCAGCUGUGGGUCUGUCCAUAUUUUUGAUCUUUUGACGUAACGAAGCUGGAUUACCGUAACGCCGCGUGCGUGGCGCAGCAGGAACCGGGAUGAUGGCGGAGAACGGGAAGGAUGAGGCGGCAGCGUCAGACGGAGAGUCCGCGGACGGAAGCGCCAGCUUGACGGUGGAGCGGCGGGACUCGAACCUGCUGCGCAGGAUGGAGAUCUGCGUGGCCGAGGCCGAGAAGAGGAGCGGGAAGAACGCCAUCAGCAUGCAGGAGACGUUCACGGUGUACCUGAUCGAGACCAGGCCCGCGGAUGCCGCUGCUGAGGGCCGCGUGCAGCCUCCCGAGUCCGUGUGGAGGAGAUACAGCGAGUUCGAGCUCCUCAGGGCGUACCUGAUCCUGACCUACCCGUUCUACGUGGUUCCUCCUCUGCCUGAGAAGAGGGCAGAGUUUGUGUGGCACAAACUGUCAGCAGACAACAUGGACCCGGAUUUUGUGGAGCGGCGCCGGAUUGGGCUGGAGAACUUCCUGCUGCACGUGGCGUCUCAUCCAGGACUCUCCAAUGACAAGAUCCUUUCUCACUUCCUCACUGAGGAAAACUGCUGGAAAGAAGCUGUGUAUGAAACAGGAUUUCAGGAUAAGGCAGACUCUAGAAUGCGAGCUUUUGGCGCCACCUUCAGGGUCAGAAGUCCACAGAAGUGCUUCAUAGACAUGAAGCAGUACAGCGAGGAGCUGCAGUGUCACACGUCUCAGCUGCUCCGAGCGCGAGCCAGGGUUGCAGACAGAGUCUACGCGGUCUACAAAGUCCAUGGGAACUACGGCAGAGUCUUCAGUGAGUGGAGCGGCGUGGAGAAGGUGAUGGGAGAUGGACUGCAGAGCGCCGGCCAUCACAUGGACUCAUAUGCCGCGUCCAUAGAGGAGAUCCUGGAGGAGGAGGAGCAUUACGCAGACCAGCUGAAGGAGUAUUUGUGCUACGCUGAAGCCCUGAGGGCGGUGUGCAGGAAACAUGAGCUAACCCAGUUCGAGCUGGAGACGGCCUCCCAGGACCUCAUCUCUAAGAAGCAGCAGCGGGACGAGCUGGCCACAGGGAUGGUGCGCACGUUCUCCUUCAAAGGUGUGACGAACAAGCUGUUUGGACAGGAGGCCCCGGAGCAGCGGGAGGCGCGCCUGAGCAUGCUGGAUGAGCUGAUCGCAGAUGCAGAGGACAGCGUGAGGGCCAAAGCAGCUGAGUGCGAGGAGCAUGUGCAGAAGGCGUGGGCCGACAUUCUGCGCUUUAAAGAGGAGAAGGACAAAGAUCUGCGAGAGGCUCUCCUCAACUACGCUGCAAUCCAGAUCAACAUGUGCAAGAAGGGAAUCCAAGUUUGGAGCAACACCAGGGAGAGCUUCCAGAAGAUGUGAGGAACUCCAGCCUCAGAUGUUUUCUAAUCUUCUUAGAAACAGCCAAACCCAGGAUCUGAAUUAAAGCAUGUUGACUCUUCAUGUACCCUGCUGUUAGCAGACGAGUCAGGACUGAGAAGUCCCAUCAUCCCUUCUUCUGGAGGGUUGGUGGGUAUCUCUUUCCAGCACCAGUGGAGAUGUUUUUGGUCCAGAAUGCCAUAGAAAAUGAAAGCAGUUCAGGGUGCGUUUGUGGACAUCAGGAAAUGUUGCUGAUUGACAUUGUGGCCUUCAGCUUUGUUCCUUCAGAGAAUUGCUGAGGUUGCAGCUGGUGCAGGAGCUCCUGUCACCAAUGCUUCCGGUUGGAAGCAUUUUAUGCAGCGGCUGAAGCUUCUAAGAACUGGUCACAUCGUUAACCUGCUAACCUGGUUAGCUGCAAGAUGUUCCUUGAAGGACUUCGCUUGUUUCCAACAAAAUGGAAAGUCUUGGAAGAGGGGGGGGGGGUAAAGAUGAGUAGGUUUUUCUCUGUAGGGGGUGAUGGGUUUCUGCAAGCUGAAUUUAUACUUUGAGGCUGUGUCUCCCCCCUCCAACCCCCGCCCCUGUCCCUGUCCCAGGACAGAGCAAGUGGUGCCAGUCAGCUGAACUUUCACAAACUGUUUUUUUUUAAACUAGAGAAGUGACAUUAUCAAUUCUCCUAAAAAGGGCGAGUGGGUUUGGUCUCAAGCUGUGACAGUUGUGCCCCCCGCCUCCACCCUCAGGUUGUAGUUCAGUGGACUUCUGGUGUUUAUUUAUUCUCCUGUAAAUGAAAUGACUGAUUCCUGGAACAGAACAACAACAAAAUGACACAAACAUGCAGAAAACUGAAUGUUUGUUUGCGCUCAUGUUUCAGCUUCUUAAAAUCUCUCACCUGCAGAAAAAUGUUCCACAUUUACAGUCUUCUUUUUGUUUUUCAGCAGCCUGCUUUAUUUAAAUCUGCUACGGCUACUUCUUGACAUAUUUUCUCUAUUAAUCUCAAUCCUUCAUUUAAACAGCAGUGUUUGCCUGGAUGUCCGUUUUCAUCUGCAUAUUUUACUUUUUCUUUGUGAGAUAAUUAUUGAAAAUUUUUCUUUUUGCUGUAUAAUAACGUUGUUAUUGAAAAACAUUAAGAAGUUUACAAUGAACAUGGAAGUCCUUGAAAAAAUUCCUCCUUCCAGGCACCCGUCUCUAGUGGUCUUUUGGAGAACUGCGCCCUCUGAACAGAAGGUGGGUCUUGAUUAAAAAACACAAAAAUUAUAUCAAGUAAAUUAACUGCGACUGCCAUCAUUAUAAAUGCAACAAAUUUUAAUGUCAAAUCAAAAUGUUUGUCUAUGUCUUGUUUAAGACACUCCCUCAAAUUAUGUUUUGAGAAAAACCAAGCAAAACUUUAUUUUUUCAAGUUAACAGAAAUGAAUUUGAAUCUCCCUAUUUCUCCAAGAGCUAAAGAUAGAUAUUUAAAAAUCCCGAAUUGCAUUUAUCUCCUACAAGGAAUUACUUCAGCUGUGAUUAAUAUUGGUGGCAGCAAAACACACCAUAAUCCAAAAAAUAAAUAAACUGAAAAAGCUGUUCUGCUAACAACUAUAUUGACAAAAAUAAUUCAAAUAGUUAAAGUUAACAAUCCAAGGACGAUCACAUCUCAACUGGAGUCAUGUUACAGUGUGAACAAUAAUAUAGAACAAAAAGUGAUCAACUUUGCCUCAAAAGAAUCCUUUGUAAAUCAAAGCAUAUGACCCAAAAAUACAAAAACAAACAAUUUUUAUUAAUUUUGUAUUAUGAGAUAAUUAAUUCAUUAUACCUAUAAAAUCAAUAAAGCUAAUGAAAAGAGCGGAAGUUGAAGAGCAUGAUAAAAGACCAACCCUUUCAAUGCCUAAAUAAAAUGUCAUUUUUAUGCAUAAAUCCCACUUCUAUGUUAAAUUAGAUACGUUAUGUAUAUAUGUUUUACCUAUUCAAUCUGACAGUACACACGAGUACGGAGCCCUUAAGGAGAUGUCGAAGAAGGGCGAAAAAGAAAAUCAAAAGUAAUAAAAAACCUAAAUGAUGCGCACCA